Molecule: messenger RNA, 1827 nt
Organism: Malus domestica (apple)
Lineage: Eukaryota; Viridiplantae; Streptophyta; Magnoliopsida; Rosales; Rosaceae
Product: TOM1-like protein 5
Biological process (GO): protein transport to vacuole involved in ubiquitin-dependent protein catabolic process via the multivesicular body sorting pathway
Molecular function (GO): phosphatidylinositol binding; ubiquitin binding
Source: RefSeq, a predicted model, not a curated record
GCUAUCCAAACUUUUCCUACUUUCUUUUUACAUUUUCUAUCACCUUUUAUUUAUUUAUUUAAAUUAAACUUAUUUAAGUAAGCUUUGUAAUAUUAUUAAAUACAUAAUUUGUUGUUAAUAACGGGAAUCAAUCAUACUAUAUAUGCUCUACUACCAAAUCACUGUAAACUCUCUUCGAUUUGAUCUGUGUGGGUUUUGGGUACAUGGAGAAAUGCUUAGGCUCUUGAGGAUUUACCAGCUCAUCUCCUUCUUCUUCCUCUUCCUCUCCCUGUUUCUUUACUGAGUAGAGUGGCAUUAGCAUAUGAAGGGCCAUCAGUUUUCAAGUUGCUGCUGCUGACAUUCCAAUUCUCCGUCUCAGUCCAGAACUAAGCAAAAGAUGGCUGCUGAGCUUGUCAAUUCUGCUACAAGCGAAAAACUGGCUGAAAUGGACUGGAUGAAGAAUAUUCAAAUAUGUGAAUUAGUUGCGCAUGAUCAUAGGCAAGCUAGAGAUGUCAUUAAAGCAAUAAAAAAACGACUGGGGAGUAAACAUGCAAAUUCUCAACUUUAUGCGGUUAUGUUGCUGGAGAUGUUGAUGAACAACAUAGGAGAACAUAUUCAUAAACAGGUGGUCGAUGUUGGGCUUCUUCCUAUUCUAGUAAAGAUAGUCAAGAAAAAGUCAGACUUGCCAGUGCGAGAGCGCAUCUUUCUACUUCUAGAUGCCACACAGACAUCCCUUGGUGGUGCUUCUGGGAAGUUCCCACAGUAUUAUACUGCUUAUUAUGACUUGGUGAGUGCUGGACUAGAGUUCCAUCAAAGGCCUCAUCAGGUCACUACGAAUUGCCCAACGCCACAAUCAGCUAAGAAAAGUUCACCUAAUGGUGAAUUAGCAUCAUCUAUACAUGAAAGGGUUGCUCCUCAAGCAGAGCCACAUAUUGUUCCUGAAUCUAGUAUUAUUCAGAAGGCUAGUAAUGCAUUAGAUGUUUUGAAGGAAGUUCUUGAUGCUGUUGAUAGUCAGCAUCCUGAGGGGGCAAAGGAUGAAUUCACACUUGAUCUUGUGGAACAAUGUUCUUUCCAAAAGCAAAAAAUUAUGCAUCUUGUGAUGACUUCUCGGGAUGAGAAGGCCGUUUCUCGGGCUAUUGAGUUAAAUGAGCAGCUCCAGAAGGUUCUUGCAAGACAUGAAUUCCUACUUUCUUGUAAGCCUAUACCAACUGUUAACCAUCUUAACCAAGAGGAGGCUGAGGAGGAAGAGGAGGCUGAGCAGCUUGUCCGAAGGCUACGGAAAGGAAAAGCUUGUGUAAGGCCUGAGGAUGAAGAGCAAUCAGCCGAGCGCCCCCACUUGGGCUUGCUUGGAUCAACCCAGCCAGCAGAACGGCUGAACCGUCCACUUAUACGACCACUUUCGUUAGAGCCAUUGCAUGAAUCAAAUGGGCAUCUUCCACCUGCAAAUGGGCAUCUUCCACCCCCACCUGCAAAACACAUUGAGAGGGAAAAAUACUUCCAGGGAACCAAGACCGAUGGUUCUGGUUUGGCUGGCCAUGUGAGGGGUCUCUCAUUACAUAGUCGUAAUGCCAGUAGCUCUCGCAGUGGAAGCAUGGAUUUCAGCGAAUGACUGUUUUACUCGAGGGGCCUCUCGUGUAUGACCAGGUUUUUAUUUUCUCAAGUUUUUUUCUUUAUAUAUUGGUAGUUGAUAUGGCGAUGGUUUCUGAUCUGGUAGUGUUGUGGAAAGCUGGAGAACAUAGCUGCCAUGUUUGAUCUCAUGUUUUCAUAUGUGAUCUUAUCUUAUGACCUCAGGUUUGUCUUAUGAAUAUACAUAUAUCUAUAUAUGUUAUAUCUCAACAUUUAUUAGCA